GAUAUUUGACUACCGAGGACCAAACACAGAGUUAUUUAUUCAAUGAAUUUUGCGAAACAAAUUCGCCUGCGUCAUUCUCACCUCUUAAUUCUAAUUAACAAGAUUUUUUUGGGACCUGCCUCCACAAGUUUCUCUUUCUCUUUCCCCCCCUGCUCCCUGUGGUUUUUUUAAAAUUUCCUGGGAAGUAUGAGCUCUGAGAAGAGCAAAGCCAUGGCUAGAGUCUUGCUGCUGUACCCGAGUUUUGUCAGCUCCGCGGCCCACGGACGCACAUGCAUGUCAGCUCAGUUUAAAAAGCCGGGUGAUUAUAUCCUGGGAGGCUUAUUCCCUUUUGGAAUGAAUACCAUGAACCUGAGCGAGCGACUGGAGCCCAGUGUCGUCGUGUGUGACAGGUUAUAUGCUUCUGGCCUGAUCUGGGCUCUAGGGAUGAAGUUUGCCAUCGAUAAAAUCAACAACUCCACUUCCCUCCUCCCGGGAAUAAAACUGGGCUAUGAAAUCUGUGACACCCACUUAGAGCCUGUGGUGGUCAUACAGCCCAGCUUGUUAUUCCUGACCAGGGAGGGCAGCGCUGGCAUCAGAGCCCUGUGCAGCUACACUGACCACCAGACCCGAGUAACAGCUGUGAUUACAGCCAAGCUCUUCGGCUUCUUUCUCAUCCCGCAGACACACUGGUCUCUCCCCCAUUUCCAUGUUAGCUACGGAGCCAGCAGUGAGAAACUCAGCCAAGAGGAGUAUUACCCAUCCUUUUUCCGGACUGUUCCCAGUGAUAAGAGCCAGUCGAAAGCCCUGGUGCAGCUAAUCAAUAAGUUUGAAUGGAACAGGAUUGUGGCCAUUGGGAGCAAAAAUGAAUAUGGCCAUGAAGGCCUAGGCACCUUCUCCAACUUGGCCACAGCCCAGGGCAUCUGCAUAGUCUGUGAGGCAUUGAUUCCUGCUGACCCAUCAGCCCCACAAGAUCACCAGAAACCAGAGAAAAUCAAGUACAUCAAUGAGACCCAGGUGAAUGUAAUUAUCCUCUUCUCCGUGGACAGGCCAGUGCAGGCCCUGCUGGAACUGGGGAUCAGCCAUGGCUUCAGCCAGAAGGUGUGGAUUGCCACUGAAGCCUGGGUGAUGUCUGACAUAGUCACCUCUAUCCCCAGCAUCCAGACCAUUGGGACAGUCAUCAGCUUUACCAUCAAGGGAAGCAUUGUACCUGGCUUUCAAGACUACGUCACUGACCUCUUCUCAUCCGUCCAGCAGAAGAGCUUCUGCUGGGCUUCCUGGGAGUACAGCCGUGAAGCCGACUCUGCGGUGCUUGGCCCGCACUGCAGGCAGUGUGACAACGUCUCCCUGCCCGACAUCUCUCACUUGCUGGAGAACCAGCAGACCUAUGUGGUGUACGUCGCAGUGUACAGCGUGGCCCAUGCGCUGCACCAGGCGCUGGGGUGCAUGGCGGAAGGGUGCCCCAAAGCAACUGUCAAGUCCUGGCAGCUGCUGGACCUCAUGAAAACGCUUCUGUUCACCCUUGAUAACCAAUCAUUCCAGAUGAACCAGUUCCAUAGCACAAACCAGGGCUACAACGUCAUGUUUUGUAGUUGGCAGAAAAACAGCCUCCAGUAUAUAUCCAUUGGAGACUAUCGGGGGUCCUUAAGCAUCGACACGUCCCAGAUUCGGUUUCACACCCUGGAUAACAAGAAACCUGUAUCCACGUGUUUUCAGCGGUGUGAACCAGGGCAGAUUAAGAGAGUGAAGAGAUUCCACCUCUGCUGUUAUGUUAUCGACUGUGAAGAAAACGCCUACCAGAGCACCAGAGAGGACUUGUUUUGCACUGAAUGCCCAGAGCAUCAGUGGUCACCUAUUCAAAGCACCAAGUGUUACGACCGCAGCGAGAGAUACCUCUUCUGGGACGAGCCGCUCGUCAUCAGCUUGCUGGUCCUCGUGCUCUUCGCCACAGUACUGACCUGCCUGUCAGCAGUGCUCUUCCUUAAGAACCUCAACAUCCCCCUGGUGCAGGCAUCCGGGGGCACCAGGAGCAUCUUUGCCCUGCUCUUCCUCUUGCAGACGUGCCUCAGCUUCUGCCUGCAUAUAGAAAAGCCCAGCGUUGUCAGCUGUAUGGUCCAGCAGCCCCUCUACGCCCUGGGCCUCAGCGCUUGCUUCUCCACCUUCUUAGUCAAGUCACUGGAGAUCGUCUUGCUGACGGAGUUCAAGUGUCCCAAAAGCUCCCUGCUCUAGGUGACCCAGAAGAGGGCUUGGCUCGUUGUCACGAUCGCCUGCCUGGUUGAGAGCAUGUUCUGUUUUUGGUACAUCUACUCGGUUCCAGCCAUCCCAGUGAGCAAUUACAAGCUGCUGCACUCCCAGGUUCUGAUCAUUUGUUGGGUUCAGUUCUGGUUCACGUUCAUUAUGAUCCACGGCUACACCGGUGGCCUGGCAUUCAUCUGUUUCCUCUGCACUUUCAUGGUGCAGACCCCUGCCAAGAGGUACAACAUGGCCCGGGGGAUAACGUUUAGCAUGCUGUCCUACUUUGUUACUUGGAUCGCUUUUGUUGCCACCUAUAGCACGGUACAGCCCACGCAGCAGCCAGCUGCGCAUAUCUGCAGUGGGUUGCUGUGUGCGCUGGGGCUCCUGGCCUCCUACUACCUCCCGAAAUGUUACAUCCUUUUGUUUAAGCCCGAAUGGAACACGGUGGCUUAUUUCCAGUUACACCAAGGAGGGGCCUCAUGAGAAGGACUCCUGCUAACCAGACCUGUUCUAGGCUGCUGUGAAAUAAAAGUUGGGAGGGCUUUAAAUGUUAGCAAGGAUGGUUUGGUUUGUAAUGACUCCAUGAGUUGCCGUUGAAAGACACAAUUACUGUAUAAAAUACACACAGCCCUACCUGGUAGACUGAAGACUAGAACCUUUCCAGCUAAAAAAAAAAAAAAAAA
Messenger RNA from Dermochelys coriacea (leatherback sea turtle), 2894 nucleotides. RefSeq names its product taste 1 receptor member 3 (gene TAS1R3). Gene Ontology annotation, biological process: sensory perception of sweet taste; G protein-coupled receptor signaling pathway; sensory perception of umami taste. The record is from RefSeq and is a predicted model, not a curated record. Gene Ontology annotation, molecular function: G protein-coupled receptor activity; sweet taste receptor activity. NCBI's taxonomy places the organism in Eukaryota, Metazoa, Chordata, Testudines, Dermochelyidae. Gene Ontology annotation, cellular component: membrane.